AUGGAAAAUAAUGAAGCAAUUGAAAAUAACGAUACUUUAUUUUCUAAAAAUGGUAUUGUUAUUGAACUUAAUAAAUCAAUUAAAUAUGAUAAUAUUCUAAUUAAUGAACCUAUAAAUAAACAAAAUAUAUAUAGAAAUGAAUUAUUAAUUGAUAAUAAUUAUAACGUCAAUAUUAAAGGUAUUGAUAUAGAUGAUUCAAAUAAGUUAAUAUUGUUAAAUAGUGAUGAUAAUAAAUAUAUAUCAAGUAAAUCAGUGAAUGAUAAUGUACAAAUGAAUGUAUGUUCAAAACUAAAUGAAAUCAAUAGUAAUACAGCAACAUUACGUAAAUCAGAUAGAUUAAAAGCAAAACAAGAACAAAAGUAUAACUUACCCGAGACUGAUAUAUCACAAAAUGAAUAUAAAUCAAGUGACCAUAGAAAAAGGAAGAAAAUGAAAAAGAAAAAACAAAAGGAAAGUACACAAAAAACAUGUGACAAUGUUAAUAAUGUACAGGAACAACAAACUCGUUAUGAGUCAGCCUUAGCACAACAUAUUAUGGAAGAAAAGCAUAAUAUAGAUUGGUUGAAUAGCAAAGUCAUUUGGAAUGAUAAUAAUCCAGAUAAAUUAUUAAUUAAAGAAUCUCUUAUGAUAAAAGCAUUCCAACCAAAAUUCAACCGAACUACAAGAUCUACUCCUUUGUAUAUAUUUCCUGAAGGUUUAUCAAUGAGCUUAUUACCAAAAAGACUUCAAUUUUAA
This is a messenger RNA of Rotaria sp. Silwood1, 735 nucleotides long. NCBI's taxonomy places the organism in Eukaryota, Metazoa, Rotifera, Eurotatoria, Philodinida, Philodinidae. The record is from the annotation of a GenBank genome assembly.